Molecule: messenger RNA, 6737 nt
Organism: Tribolium castaneum (red flour beetle)
Lineage: Eukaryota; Metazoa; Arthropoda; Insecta; Coleoptera; Tenebrionidae
Gene: DNApol-epsilon255
Product: DNA polymerase epsilon subunit 1
Exons: 17
Coding region: 141-6716 (2191 amino acids)
Biological process (GO): mitotic cell cycle; base-excision repair, gap-filling; DNA replication
Cellular component (GO): epsilon DNA polymerase complex; nucleus
Molecular function (GO): DNA binding; single-stranded DNA 3'-5' DNA exonuclease activity; nucleotide binding
Source: RefSeq, a predicted model, not a curated record
CUCACGUCGCCUCUAAUUCGUUCAGUUUUGGCCGAUUUGGGGCCCAAAUUAUCAAUCAGAUACAAAUUCUGGGUUAAAGAGUGGCGACUCGGCCAAAACUACGUGAUAAAUAGCCCAAAGAAAAAGGUUAGUCUGCAAUAAUGGAUGAAAUUAACGAAAAGUUCCGGCCCCAGCGGGACCCCAAGUUGGCAAAAAAGCCCACGGACUUCUCACGAGAGGAAACCUCGGAGGUGAGACUCCGCCAAGUGAUUGAAAAUGACGCGAUUGACGCAAAAUACGGCUUCGAGCGGGUGCGGGAUAACUUAGAAAGGACCGGAUUUUUGUUAAACAUGCACGCGAGUGAGAUUUUAGAUGAGGAUAAGAGGUUGGUGGCGGCUGUUGACUUCUAUUUCAUGGAAGAGGACGGCGCCCGCUUUAAAGUGUCGUACUGUUACAUGCCUUAUUUUUACAUUCUUACGAAAAUUGAGCUCAUUCAAGAAGUGAGCCAGUUCCUUACGAAAAAAUUCUCGGGGACAAUUGGCAAAAUUGAAGUUGUCACAAAGGAGGAUUUGGAUUUGCCAAAUCAUUUGAUUGGUUUGCAACAGAAGUACAUAAAAUUGUCGUUUUUCAACCAAACUGAUUUAAUUAAAGUCAGGAAGGAGAUACUCAAAGUUGUGAAAAAGAACAAAGAGAGGGAAAGCUCAAACACCUAUUACACCGAAAUGUUGACGGACAUUUUAGCAGACAAGGCGGCCCAAACCACCAAGACUAACACCGAUCAGAUGGAAAAUAUUCUCGAUAUUCGCGAGUAUGACGUCCCCUACCACGUGCGUGUCUCAAUCGACUUGAAAAUCUUCUGCGGUUUAUGGUACACGGUCAAGUGCAAGGGGGCCACAACCGAACCGCCGGUUAUAACCCUCAGACCUGACCUAAUCGAGCGUCCUGAGCCCAUAGUUCUCGCUUUCGAUAUCGAAACAACUAAACUUCCUCUUAAAUUUCCCGACGCUCAAACCGACCAAAUCAUGAUGAUUUCAUACAUGAUAGACGGACAAGGCUUCCUAAUCACAAAUCGUGAAAUCCUAUCAUCCGAUAUUGAGGAUUUUGAAUACACGCCAAAGCCUGAAUUUGAGGGCAAAUUUACGAUUUUCAACGAACCGAACGAAUUGGCGUUGAUUCAGAAAUUUUUCGAUCACAUAAUGGACGUUCGACCGCACGUUUUUGUCACGUAUAACGGCGAUUUUUUCGACUGGCCGUUUGUGGAGACUCGGGCCGCUGUUUACGAUCUCGACAUGAAACAGGAGAUUGGCUUUGCCAAGGAUAGAAAUGAUGUUUAUUCGUGUCGGCCUGCAAUUCAUAUGGACUGCUUGUGUUGGGUUAAAAGGGACUCUUAUUUACCCGUUGGGUCGCAUAAUUUAAAGGCGGUGGCCAAGGCGAAGCUGAGGUAUGACCCUGUGGAGUUGGACCCCGAGGAGAUGUGUCCUUUGGCGGCCUCCCAGCCGCAGGUCCUCUCAAACUACUCCGUUUCGGACGCCGUUGCGACCUACUAUCUCUACAUGCAGUACGUCCACCCUUUUAUUUUCGCCCUUUGUACCAUCAUCCCUUGUGAGCCGGACGAGGUCUUGCGGAAAGGCUCCGGCACCCUUUGUGAGGCCCUUUUGAUGGUGGAAGCCUUCCAUUGCAAUAUCAUUUUCCCCAAUAAGGAGGAAACAGUCCUUAAUAAGUUAACCGACGACGGUCAUGUCCUACACCAGGAGACUUACGUCGGCGGCCACGUGGAGGCGCUCGAAUCAGGGGUUUUCCGCGCCGAUAUUCCCUGCCGUUUUCGGCUAGAAACCGACGCCCUUAACAAACUAAUCGAGCAAGUGCCCAAAACCCUCGCACACGCGAUUGAAAUCGAAGAGGGCGUGCCGUUGACCGACGUCACUAACCUUGAAGAAGUAACCAAUGAGAUUGUCGCAAAGCUGACAAGCCUGAAGGAACAACCAAUGAGAUUGGAGCGUCCGUUAAUCUACCAUUUGGACGUGGGGGCCAUGUACCCGAACAUUAUCCUAACCAAUCGGCUACAGCCGUGUGCCAUCGUCGACGAGACAAUUUGCGCCGCCUGCGAUUAUAAUAAACUGGGCGCCAGGUGCCAGAGAAAUAUGGCCUGGAUGUGGAGAGCGGAAUACAUGCCAGCGUCGCGAAAUGAGUACCACCGCAUCCAGCAACAACUCGAAACCGAGAAGUUCCCCCCGCAAUAUCCCGGGGGACCCCAGCGGGCGUUCCAUCAACUCACCAAACAGGAACAAGCCGAUUUGGAGAAGAAACGGCUCACUGUUUACUGUCGCAAGGUUUAUAAGAAAGCUAAAGUCACCAAAAUCGAAGAACGGACCACUACGAUUUGCCAGAAAGAGAAUUCGUUUUAUGUCGACACAGUUCGGGCAUUUCGGGAUCGAAGGUAUGAGUAUAAAGGCUUGUCGAAAAAGGCAAAGCAGGCCGUGGCCGCGGCCAUCAAAGGCGGCGACGCGUCCGAAAUCAAGUCGGCCAAGAACAGGGAAGUGCUCUACGAUUCGCUGCAAUUGGCCCAUAAGUGUAUUUUGAAUUCGUUUUAUGGCUACGUGAUGAGACGAGGGGCGCGUUGGCACAGUAUGGAAAUGGCGGGGAUUGUGUGUUACACGGGCGCCAACAUUAUAAUGCGCGCUCGUGAAAUAAUCGAAAAGGUUGGCAGGCCUUUGGAACUUGACACUGACGGUAUAUGGUGUAUUCUACCGGCUUCGUUUCCCGAAAAUUUCGUCGUGCGUACCAACCACGAGAAAAAAAAUAAAAUUGUGGUUUCUUAUCCUAAUGCCGUGCUUAAUGCCAUGGUCAAGGAGCACUUCACCAACGAUCAGUACCACGAACUGGUCGAUGCGCAAAGUUUAAAGUACGAGGAACGGUCAGAAAACUCGAUUUUUUUCGAAGUUGAUGGGCCCUAUAAAGCCAUGGUACUGCCGGCGUCUAAGGAGGAGGGGAAAAAGUUGAAGAAGCGCUACGCUGUCUUUAAUUUCGACGGUACUUUGGCCGAAUUAAAAGGUUUUGAGGUAAAACGUCGCGGCGAACUCCAGUUGAUCAAAAACUUCCAAUCGUCGGUGUUUGAGGCGUUCCUCAAAGGCGACACUUUGGAGUCGUGUUACGCGGCCGUUGCCCAAAUCGCCGAUUAUUGGUUAGAUGUUUUGUUUUCGCACGGUCGUAACAUGCCCGAUUCUGAGCUGUUCGACUUAAUUUCGGAAAACCGAUCCAUGUCGAAGAAACUCGAAGAAUACGGCGGCCAGAAAAGUACUUCAAUUAGUACCGCCAAACGUUUGGCCGAAUUUUUGGGCGAUCAGAUGGUCAAGGAUGCCGGUUUGGCUUGCAAGUAUGUCAUUUCGAAGAAACCAGAUGGCGCUCCGGUUACAGAAAGAGCUAUUCCAUUGGCGAUUUUCCAAUCGGAAGUCAGCGUCCAGCGGUACUACCUGCGCAAAUGGCUCAAGGACAACUCAAUAAACGAAGUCGACAUUCGCGAAAUCUUGGACUGGAACUACUACAUUGAGCGCCUCGGUGGUGCCAUCCAGAAAAUCAUCACAAUCCCGGCGGCCAUGCAAGGAGUGCCCAAUCCGGUGCCACGUGUCCGCCACCCUGAUUGGCUGCACAAAAAAAUGCUCGAAAAAAACGACACUUUCAAGCAACGUCGAAUCACCGACAUGUUUGCCGCUUGUCCCAAACCGCAAACACUGCCCGACAUUGAGGACUUUGGCGGUACUUCCAGCACCGACAAACGCCCCAUUGUAACAACAAUUAAACGAAAACGAGACUCCGAUAAAGAAUCAGAAUCAGGUUUCACUGAAGAAGAUCUGAGUAAGACGUGGCGUGAAGUUAUGGGGAACCCGCCCCCUUACGGUACCACCAAGGAGGAACACUUGGCUUGGAUAACGUUCCAGAAACGCAAGUGGCUGUUCCAGGCCAUGCAGCGGGCCCAAGGCACCCGCAACAGGAAGAAGGCCAAGUCAAGUGCCUCAGUUUUGCGCAGCACCGUCACUGGUACUUUGAGCGGGUUCCUCCAAAAAGCCCAAAAAACCCUGCUGACGGUUCCUUGGCAAGUCAUACAAGUGGCCCCAACGCCAGUCGCAGGCGAAUACAAACUAUGGGCCCUGAUACUCAACGAACUCCACCAAAUCAAGUUGGUAGUGCCGCGAAUUUUCUACGCCAACUUGAAGGAAUCAAAAGUGGUGGAAGAAGGCGCUCUGUUCAAGAAGUGUAACCGCACGUUGCCGCGUACGAGACAAGUGUACAACUUGUACAUGUACAGUGUUCCCGAAGAAGUGUUCCAGGAACACGGCCGGAAAUUGUACUUGGAUCAGACGGAUCCGAAUGUUGAAGGCGUUUACGAGACGCAAGUGCCGCCGCUGUUUCGCACUUUUGUCCAGAUUGGUUGCUUGUGUAAAGUGGUAGGACAGGUUUCAAGCUUGGAAAGCUUCCCAUUGGACAAUUUGGAGUUGUGUACGGCGCGAAACCAAUAUUUGGUCAAGGAUUCGGUGAAAAGAUUGUUCUUUUAUAAUCAUCGGCACCCAACUAAACCGCAACAAAUCUUCGGGUUGUUCUUGACUCCCUUGAAGAAGGCGCUGGUUGUGGUCGUUGAUACGGUCAAGACCAACUUGAUGCCGAAUUUGAACAAGUUGUACCAAGCCGAACGAAUGGCAAAGAAGGAAAAGGGCACCGAGGACGACUCGCUCCCGCCCGCCAGCGUCACGUUCGAAAUCCGCGUCGAGAGCGACCUUGGCCAGGUCUACAAAACCCUGCAAAAAGCCCUGCAGUUCUACAAGGACGAAAAGAAAGGUCCAACCCUCCUUGCCGUCCAAUCGGCCCUUGAACCGGCAACACUGCGUUCGCGCAUCCCCCUAUUUUCGGACUUCCCCCAAGUGCAAAUCCACAUCACCGACGAGGAGGAGCUGUACAACGUGAUGGACUGGCAGAAAAUUGGCGGCCGUGCCCUCGUCCGCCACUAUCUCAACAGCGAAAAAGUGCUCGACUUGAUGAUCGAGCAAAGUCGGUACUUCCACCUCCCGGUCGGUAACAUGCCCCCGGACCCGGCCCUCUUCGGUUCUGAUCUCUUCUACGCCCGACACUUAACCAAACACAACCACGUGUUGUGGUGUUCGCCAACCGACAAGCCCGACUUGGGCGGCGUUGAAGAAAACGACUCGCGAUUGUUGGCCGAGAACCAGGAGGGUUCGAGCGAGGUGUGCAAUGUACCAGGGUGGUACUCGAGCGUUUGCAUCGAGUUGGACGUUGAUUGCUUGGCGAUUAAUACGCUCCUGCAGUCGCACCACGUGACUGACAUCGAGGGCACUAGCAGCGCUACGGCGUUUGAUGGAGUUGGGGCCACCUCAUUGGACGAUUUAGUCGGAGAUAACCCGACGGUUUACGACGAAACGGCGCGGUGUGCCGAAGCGUUUAAGAUUUUGCGCACGAUGGCCAGUAUUUGGAUGCGGGAUAUUUCGCUCUAUCAGAACAUUUUCGCCGAUUUUCAAGUCGUUCAUUUCUAUCGGUGGUUGCGGGCGCCUAAAGCCCUGCUUUACGAUCCGGCUUUGUUGCGGACGUUGCAGAAUUUGAUGAAGAAGUUGUUCUUGCAGCUCGUGGCCGAGUUUAAGCGGCUGGGGUGUACGAUUAUUUACGCGAAUUUUAACAAGAUUGUCAUCUGUUCGAAGAAGAAGAGUGUGGAGGACGCGAUGGAGAAUGUUGAGUUUGUGGUCACGUCGAUUAGGAAUAAGGAGCUGUUUCAUUCGUUGGACAUUUCGUUUAGGCAGUGUUGGGAGACUUUGGUGUGGCUGGAUCCGGCCAAUUAUGCGGGGGUUCAGGGGAAGUUGCCGGAGGACCUCAGAGAGGAGGGCAACGAAGAGGAAAAAGGUCAAUCUAACAUUGUGAUGAGCUGGAACCUGGCGCAGCGUCUUCCCGAAGCAGGGGGCUGCCGGACCAAUUUCAGCGCCGUAAUCGCCGGCUACAUCAACGCAACCUUCACUAAAAUGAAGGAAACCGAAAACAGUACAAUAGCUCGGGCCGUCUCGAGCCAACCCACAUUCGGAAUCGGGGCCAACGAAGACGUUCGACAAUACGCCAAAGAAAUUCUCUCGGGGGAAAUCACCCAAGAACUGUUCCAAAUCACCGAACGCAUCAACAAUCGGCUCAAACCGCUCCCGGAUGGCACAAGCCCGGCCCUGGAAUUUGUCAAGGCCGUUUGUCAAGUGCUGGGCCUUGAUGCGGCCCUGAAGGACACUGUGUCGCACCUCAAGGCCAAUCUUUUGCGUCUAGUUGGCGUGGGCGAGUUUUCCGAAAAGGCCGAAUGGAGGGACACUUCAGUGUCUUAUGUUAUUCCUCAAGUGAUUUGUAAAAGUUGCAAUCACUGCAGGGAUAUUGAUUUGGGGAGGGACACCCACAGGUCAGAGGCGGCUUGGGUGUGCCCUUUGUGCGACUUUGCGUACGAUAAUGGGGAAAUCGAGCUGUUUUUACUCGACACAAUUAACAGAAAAUUUCUCGCGUACAAUUUGCAAGACUUGCAAUGCAAGAAAUGCGCCCAGAUUAAGUUGGAGAAUUUGGUUUUCCACUGCCAGUGCGCGGGCGAUUUCAAAUGUUUAAUCUCGCGGAGCGAGCUGGUGAAGUUGAUUGAGACAUUUCACCUACUUGCCGAUACUUUCAACAUGUCGGCUUUGAGGGAAAAUACUGAACAGAUUUUGAAGUUGGUUUAAUAAAGCGAGUUUUUAAUUUAA